AUGCCCAAUAUCACCAUCCGCAACCUCACGGCGCGGCCUGUCAUUCUCAAGCGCGUCGAGCGCUUUGAGGGUGAGAGCAAGCGCACCGGGGACAUCCUGGGCAACACCUUUGGAACCCUCAACUCCUUCAUCAAUGCGACAAACUUCACCACGAGGGAGAUUCACGCCAAGGGAGACGCCCACACGGCCGAUGAUGUUGAUGUACACGUCGAACCGUUCGCCAUCAACGCCACAGAGAUUGACGCACCGGACCUUGGCAACCACGACGUCGUCCGUCUGCAGUUCGAGAUCGAGGGCCACCGGUACGAGGUCGACGUCCCGAGCCCCUCCAACCGCUCCUCCGUCUUGAAGAAGCUUGACGAUGCGCCACUCGAGCUGACGGCCAUCUACGUGCCCGAUGGCGCAUUCCUGGCCAUCAUGUCCUCGGCGAACCUCAACGUCUGGAUGCGCGAGCUGCGCGACGAGUACCCGCUGCCCCUCCUCUCCAUCCCGGGCACCCACAACUCGCCGACGUGUCACACGGCGCUGCCGUCGGUGCGCUGCCAGGCCGUCGGUGUCCGCGAGCAGCUCGACAAUGGAGUGCGCUUCCUUGAUAUCCGCGUUUCUGUUGCUACGGACCACGACGACCUUGCCCUCGUUCACUCUGCCUUUCCCAUAUCCCUGACAGGCAGCAAGUACUUCGCCGACAUGCUCGCCGACAUCUACGCCUACCUCGAUGCCAACCCCUCAGAGACGGUCCUCAUGUCGGUCAAGCGCGAGGGCACUGGCAAGGGCACCGACGAACAGCUGAGCCACUACCUGCGCGACCGCUACGUCGGCCGCGACGCCCACCGUUGGUUCGUCGAGCCGCGCAUCCCCCACCUCGGCGACUGUCGCGGGCGCAUCGUGCUGAUCCGCCGGUUCGGCCUCGAUGAGCCCCUGCGCGCCGAGCACGACGGCAGGGGGUGGGCCAUUGACGCACAGCACUGGCCCGACAACUGCGAGGACGGCACAGUCGGCGGUGGGCUCCUACGCGUCCAGGACUUCUACGAGAUUGACCAGUCCACCAACGUCGAGAAAAAGAUCAACUUCUCCCACGGCCAGCUCGAACGUGCGGCCGAGCAGCUCUUCCACCUCCCCGGCAUGCCUGACUUCAACGCCGACGCGCCGCCGAAUCCAUUCUUCGUCAACUUCCUGAGUGCAAGUAAUUUCUUCAACGCGACCUGUUGGCCAGAGCGCAUCGCCGCAAAGGUGAACCCCGCCGUGAUCGAGUAUCUGUGCAUGCGCCACGGCGAGCCGGGCAAGGGACCUCAUCAGCUGGACGUGGGCGACGCAGCGACGGGCAUCAUAGUAACAGAUUGGGUCGGUGCACAUGGUGAUUGGGACUUGAUUAGGUGCAUUAUCGGAAUGAACGCACGGCUGCAGCUGAAGAACUAG
This is a messenger RNA of Colletotrichum graminicola M1.001, 1416 nucleotides long. RefSeq names its product phosphatidylinositol-specific phospholipase C. Gene Ontology annotation, biological process: lipid metabolic process. The coding region runs from base 1 to 1416 and encodes 471 amino acids. Gene Ontology annotation, molecular function: phosphoric diester hydrolase activity. The transcript has a single exon. Lineage: Eukaryota; Fungi; Ascomycota; Sordariomycetes; Glomerellales; Glomerellaceae. The record is from RefSeq and is a predicted model, not a curated record.